Harpegnathos saltator (Jerdon's jumping ant) is the source of this 2287-nucleotide messenger RNA. RefSeq lists its product as uncharacterized. The record is from RefSeq and is a predicted model, not a curated record. The transcript has 3 exons. Bases 561 to 1043 code for a protein of 160 amino acids. NCBI's taxonomy places the organism in Eukaryota, Metazoa, Arthropoda, Insecta, Hymenoptera, Formicidae.
AUUGAACGUGUUCCACGGCGCGCGACGUAGCAUUUAUCUGUCAAGAGCGGUGGCGGUCGGCCGUACGGUGAUGCGCCGGUUGACGCGCGUCCGUUGAGCGUUGAACCGGCAUAGCGGGGAGUCGCGAACGCGCACGCAUACGUCAGAAGGAGAGCGAGGGAGAAAGAGAGGAGACAGAGAGGAGAGAGAGAGAGAGAGCAGGAGAAGAGCGAGACACAGAGAGAGAGAGAGAGAAAGACGGAGAGAAAGAGAGGUUGCGAAUUCGUUUACUUCCAAGUCGACCGGAGACGGCCGCGGCGAAGCGAGCGAGCGAGAGUGAGCGAGCGAGCGAGCGAGCGAGCGAACGAGCGCGCAAGAAAGAGACGCACAGAUAAGAGUGAAAACGAACGAGAGAAGCGGCCUUUGAAUAAUCGCGUCUUUGAUUAUGUGAUCGCGAAUCGCGCGCGGGGCGACGACACGGUGACGGCGAACGAGAGGAAAGAGCGGCGACGCGGAGGACAGGCAGGAAGGAAGACAGGAAGGAAGGAAGGAAGGAAGGAAGAGCAGACAGGCUAGGAAACAUGCGGAGCACCCGGGCCGACGUUUUCUGCUAUCUCAUCGUAGCGAUCUUCGCUCUGCCGACGCUCAGCCGGGCAGAGGGGCAAGACGACAAGACGCAACCGAGGAAGUGUAGCAUCACGGAUCUCAGCCACAUGCAAUGCGGUAAGCACGAGAAGUGCCGCGCGAACGGCACCGAGCAAGGGUGGUGCGAGUGUCAGCUCGGUUUCCAUUUAGUUAACGGAGAAUGCGUUAGGGUCACCCCGACGGCGGCGAACUUCGACCUCACCACCGUCAAGCCAGAGCUUAAGCCUGAGUCCGGAGGUAGCUCCGUAGCCGCUGGUCUGCUAAUACCAACCUUCCUCGUAGUAGUUGCCGUUCUGCUGUACGUCGGCGCGAGACGGUACAAAUGGCUGCAACGAUUUCGGCAAUAUCGUCACAAUCGUUACGGCAAUGUCCUAGUCACGAGAGACGACGACGACGACGACGACCCACCGAUAGCGUAAGAAUCGACGAGGCGACGGGAUUGAAAGAGAGAUACAAGGAAAGGUGUGGGAGAAACGACGAAAGCAGAGAGGACAAGAGCGAGACGCAGCAGCAGCGUUUUCCCGCGGCGGACAUCCGCGCGACUUUGACACGCGCUUUCACGCGCGACCUUACUCGCGACCGAUGACGCGACCUUUAUCUCGCGCUCUGGAUGACACUCUCGUCUGGAUGUGAUUCCGCGGCGGCGUAAACGGGGAAGCGCGGUUGCACGGAGUGCGCGCGCGCGAGCGAAACGGAAGGCGAGAUGAAUCACGAGGCCAAAUGCAAAGACACGCCCGCGCGCGAGUAGUCGCGUCUCUUUGUGGAUUGUGCGAAAUGGGUGAUGGAUCGUGGCAGUUUCUCGACUCGCGCGCGACCUUUCUCCUCUCUCUUUGUCUUCUUUUGUCGCGCGCGAGGAAAGACGGUUUCGUCGGGAGUUGUUGUUUGUGAAUUUUGACACGGUGCUCGCUCUCUCCUCUCCGGUGGUCGCUCGCUCGCUCGCACGAGAGUCGUCGCUACUCGCGCUGGUGGUCGAAACUAUAUUUAUAUGUGAUGACGGUAGCGAAGGAAUGCGGCAUAACGGACUGCGUAUGCGACUAGAUGUAAGAAUCCACAGGAGAACAUAAUUUUUUACAUUGAUAUUAAUAAGCUGGUCAGUAAACUUUACGUAGCGUUAGUGUAGUCCGUAUACGAUACUCCGGUGAUCGCUUCUCUCAUCACCAUCCUCCUCACUCAGCGCGAGAAACCUAGAGAAGUUGUAUUAAUUGUACCAUAUGUGACCCUACCUUGAUGCAGAAUCCUUUCCUUGUAGUUUUCUCCUUUGCAGAAACGUUCCAUGAUUUCGGAUCGUCCCGUGAAUAACGCGAGUUUUCUUUCAGCCUGGGUGCCUUUGCGGCAGGAAAGACAAAAAAUUCGUCUAAACGCAUCUUUCUUUGUAAAAGUUGUUAAAAGUUGGUGUUUUCAAGUUUUUAGUAUGAUUUGUUUAUUCAACAUAAUUAUUAUAUUUAAGGACAGAACUCGCAUUAUUAAUGGAGUGACUCAUUAUAACGUGCUCGACACGCAUGGCGGAAUCAAUUUGACAUUUGUUUCUUAAAUUAUUUUAUAUAUUUUUCUACAUGUGUUUUACUUGUUACUCGAGAUUCUCGAGCGACAUAUUUUCUUUUUUCUUUUCUUUUCUUCUUUUUUUUUUUUUUUUCAAAAAAUGAUUCUUCCAGAUGUACGCAAA